UAAUAAUACCCAAACCAUUUCUCCUCUCCCCCACAACUCUCCCCAAAACCUUCAACAAAAAAUCAACCAUGGGUUGUGUGUCAUCACAUCUACUCAACCAAGAUGAUGAUUUCACCCAAAUCAGCCACCACAUUGUAUCACUCACCUCAUCCACUUAUGGUCUCUUGACCCUUGACCCAUCAUCCUCCCCCACCACCCUACCCCCCACCCCCUCAACCCGGUUCACUCUAGGCUCAUACCUCCACACCCCACUCACCGAACCCACAACCGAACCACCACCAGAAGUCAUUGACUCCUUGGAGCUCAUGGCUGGUCUUGACUCCACCCCUGAACCAUCCCUUAUGGUUCUUGAAAAUGCCCACAAAUUUCAAGAAAAUGCACACCCUGAUCAUAAAAAUCGGAUCUUGAGCAAACCCGGGUCUUGUAAACCGGUUUUCUUAAAUGGGUUUCAAGAAAAUGCAAACCCUGAUCAUAAAAAUCCGAUCUUGAUCAAACCCGGGUCUUGUAAACCGGUUUUCUUAGAUGGGUUUCAAGAAAAUGAGUACCCUGAUCAUAAAAAUCGGAUCUUUAACAAACCCGGGUCUUAUAAACCGGUUUUCUCAGAUGGGUUUCAAGAAAAUGGGAAACCUGAUCAUAAAAAUCGUAACUUAAUCAAACCCGGGUCUUGUAAACCGGUUUUCUUGAAUGGGUUUCAAGAAAAUGGGAACCCGGAUUAUAAAAAUCGGAUCUUGAUCAAACCCGGGUGUUAUAAACAGGUUUUCUUGGAUGGGUUUGAAGAAUUAUGUCCACCCAAGGGGGAGAACAGAGUGGUGAUCUAUACGACGACGUUGAGAGGUGUUAGGAAGACGUUUGAGGCGUGUAAUGCGGUUAGGGCGGUUCUUGAAGGGUUUGGGGUGGCAUUUUGCGAGCGAGAUAUAUCGAUGGACCGCGGUUUUAAACAAGAGCUUUGGGAGCUAAUGAAGGGGAAAGAUAAGUGUGAAUUGGUCCCACCUAGGGUGUUUGUGAAGGGGAAAUAUGUGGGUGGGUCAGAUGAGGUUUUGAGGAUAGUUGAAGAGGGGUGUUUGGGUAAGUUGCUUGAAUGUUUGCCUAAAGCAAAAGUUGGUUAUGUGUGUGAGGUUUGUGGUGGUGCAAGGUUCUUGCCAUGUGUUGUUUGUAAUGGAAGUUGUAAAGUGGUGGUGGUUUUGAAGAAAGGAAUUGAUGGAAAGCAAUUGGGGAAGAGUGUGACUGUGAAAUGUAGUGAUUGUAAUGAGAAUGGACUUGUUUGUUGUCCCAUUUGUAGUUGAUGUUGUAUCUAGUUUGUUUUUAGGAUGAUGAUCUAUAAAUAAAAUUAUUCAAAAGAGAACCUUUGUAGGAUGAAAA
This is a messenger RNA of Helianthus annuus (common sunflower), 1359 nucleotides long. RefSeq lists its product as uncharacterized. Lineage: Eukaryota; Viridiplantae; Streptophyta; Magnoliopsida; Asterales; Asteraceae. The transcript has a single exon. The record is from RefSeq and is a predicted model, not a curated record. Bases 69 to 1283 code for a protein of 404 amino acids.